AUGAGCGCGGGGCCCGAGUGUGAACCCCCCGGGAAAAGGGCUCGCGUGGGCCCCUGCUUCCCCGCCGGCGCUUCCGGGGGGAGGCCGGCGCCUUCCUCCUCCGAGAAGGUGGUCCCGCCGCCCCCGCCGCCUCCCCGCCGCCGGGAGGAAGGGCCCGGACCCGGCAGCCCCGCAGCCACCGUGGGGAACAAAGUUUACAAACAAAAGAGGAUUACCUCUUGGAUGGAGAACAGAGGACCCAGAACUAUAGACUCUGAAAGGUAAAACAAAACAAGCAACAUGGAAGCCGAGCCCAAAAUGGCCUUUGUUAAAAAAGACCGUGUUUUCGACCGUGAUGCCAAAAAGGCCGAGGGUCUCUUCGAGCAGGGGUGUUCAGAUUUAUCCGCAGAAAUGAGCACCAAGCAGGGUUUUUUUCCUCCAGCUGAGGGCCCCUGUAGGGAUAAGCUGUCCGAAGCCGAGGCUCUGAAACCAAGCGAGCCCUUGACAAACGUGAACAUUCACCAGAUGUACAAAACUGGCGCUCAGCUUUAUCGAGACGGUCAUGAAAUCCGGGAGAACUGCGCCACCCGGAAGCUUUCUCCGGGCAGCCCCACCAAGACGCCCAAUCUGAAACAGGCUUCCAAAGACUGGGAUCCCGCAAGGGAGGCAACUCCGCAGAGCCCGCAGCUGUCGAUGAAAAAUUGCGGCCCUGAGGAUCCAGUGGGCGACAACGCCGAGCCCGAGGAGGCCGACGUGAUCCCGGAGAGUCCGCUUUCCGACGGAGGUGGUCUGGCCCCUUCGUCCGACCUUUAUGGCUUUCGGGACCGAGAUCGGGGAUGCUUAGGGGAGUCGCCCUCAUUUGAGAAGGAGAGCGAGCCCGAAUCCCCCAUGGACGUGGACAACUCCAGAAACAGUUGCCAGAUGUCGGAGGCCGACGAGGAGAUCAGCCCUCUUCUUGAGGACCACGGCAAUGUCGAUGUGCCGGAAGGACCAGACAACUCUGCCCGGUUCCGCAGGGCAGAGACUGACCUGGAUUCCAGAAAGAGACAGUGUGCACCCCAGAAAAGCGAAGGGGACCGAUUUGGCCUCAACGCCGAAGCCGUGGACAAUCCCGCGAAAGAUCCCGAGAUGCUCACGGACGUAUCAGGAACUUCGCCUCACCUGGCAUCGGAGGGCAGAAGCGCCAAGCACGGGGGAAGGAAGGAUUCUAAAAUUACCGCCCAUUUCCCACGGGUCCAUAGAGGGGAUGAGAAAAGGAGUGAACACCGCCCGGGAAGGAAAUAUUGUAAAUACAGCCCUCCCUCGCUCCCAUCUAACAAAAAGUGGUUUGGGACGCCGAUUGAAGAGAUGCGAAGAUUGCCGGUCUGUGGUCUUCAUCUUCCUCACUUGAGACCUUCUGCCAAACAUACGGUUACAAUCAGAGUAGAUCUUCUGAAGGAAGGAGAAGUGCCUAAGCCUUUCCCGACCCAUUAUAAGGAUUUGUGGGACAAUAAGCAUGUGAAAAUGCCUUGUUCGGAACAGAAUUUAUAUCCCGUAGAAGACGAGAACGGUGACAGGACUGCUGGAAGCCGGUGGGACUUAAUACAGACUUCACUCCUCAAGAAAUUCACCUGUUCCCGAGAUCUGAAGGAAGCUGUCCUCAAGUAUAAUAUUUCCUAUGCCAAGAAAUGGGACUUCACGGCCCUGGCUGAAUUCUGCGAUAAGGUGCUGGAAGACGCAGAAGCUCAGCAUCUCUUUCAGUCCAUUUUGCCCGACAUGGUGAAACUGGCGCUCUCUCUGCCAAGCAUUUGCACCCAGCCAAUACCUCUUCUGAAGCAAAAAAUGAACCACUCCAUCACCAUGUCACAGGAGCAGACGGCCAGUUUGCUAGCCAAUGCCUUCUUCUGCACUUUUCCUCGGCGCAACGCAAAGAUGAAAUCGGAAUAUUCAAGCUUUCCAGACAUUAACUUCAACAGAUUGUUUGAGGGGCGGUCUCCGAGAAAGCCUGAGAAACUCAAAACCCUUUUCUGCUACUUCCGAAGAGUCACGGAAAAAA
This is a messenger RNA of Protobothrops mucrosquamatus (brown spotted pit viper), 2014 nucleotides long. Its product is annotated as poly(ADP-ribose) glycohydrolase-like. Gene Ontology annotation, biological process: regulation of DNA repair; nucleotide-sugar metabolic process; ATP generation from poly-ADP-D-ribose. The transcript is spliced from 10 exons. Lineage: Eukaryota; Metazoa; Chordata; Lepidosauria; Squamata; Viperidae. The annotation marks the transcript as partial. The record is from RefSeq and is a predicted model, not a curated record. Gene Ontology annotation, cellular component: nucleus; cytoplasm. Gene Ontology annotation, molecular function: poly(ADP-ribose) glycohydrolase activity.